AUGGAGGCGCCGCCGCAGAUCCGCCAAACCCUAAGCGAGAUCAGCAGUCGGACCCCCGCGGCCCUCCGGAUCGCCGUGGGCAUCCGCCUCGGGAGCCUGCCGCCCUCCGCCGCCGCCGGCCGCGAGGACGUCGCGAGGUACGCCGCCUACCUGGCGCGGCAGCUGCAGCCGCGCGCGCGGCGGAGUAACCCCCCCACGGGCGCGGCGCUGAGGAUGAGAGCCGCGUCGUGCUACCUGCCGGAGCACGACGAGGACGCGCACUUCUUCCACGCCGUGGCCGGCGUCAUCGGCGUCGCGGACGGCGUCGGGGGAUGCCGCUUGGAGGGCGUGGACGCCGCCGCGUUCUCGCGCGGGCUCAUGGCGAGCGCCCUGUCGGAGGUCGUGGCGUCCUCCGCCGCCGCGCCGCCGCCGCCCGGCGGCAUCUGCCCCUACGCGCUGCUGGAGAAGGCGUACCAGCAGACGGUCGCAUCUGGCACGCCGGCUGCGUCCACGGCCGUCAUCGUGUCGCUCGCCGGCAGGGCCCUCAGGUGGGCGUACGUCGGCGACAGCGGCUUCGCCGUGUUCCGCGACGGCCGGAUCCUGCACCGGUCGCAGCCGCAGCAAUCCUAUUUCAACUGCCCGUUCCAGCUCAGCUCCGACUCCGAGGAGAGCAACAAGGUCAGCGACGCGGCGGUGGGCGAGAUCGCCGUGGAGGAAGGCGACGUGGUGGUGGUCGCGUCCGACGGGCUCUUCGACAACGUGUUCGACGUGAUGCUGGAGAAGAUCGUGCAGUCGGGCCUGGCGCUCAGCUUCACGCCCAAAAACAUGGCCGACAUCAUCGCCAGCCAAGCUUACGCCGCGGCAAGGCGUACCCAGGACACGCCGUUCAGCAUCGCCGCCCGGGAACACGGACGGAAUAAAUUCAGAGGGAAGAAGGACGACACCACCGUCGUCGUCGCCUUCAUCGAGUUUCGGGACAUAGCAUGA
Triticum turgidum subsp. durum (durum wheat) is the source of this 966-nucleotide messenger RNA. NCBI's taxonomy places the organism in Eukaryota, Viridiplantae, Streptophyta, Magnoliopsida, Poales, Poaceae. The record is from the annotation of a GenBank genome assembly.